Molecule: messenger RNA, 2145 nt
Organism: Pocillopora damicornis (cauliflower coral)
Lineage: Eukaryota; Metazoa; Cnidaria; Anthozoa; Scleractinia; Pocilloporidae
Product: cAMP-dependent protein kinase type II regulatory subunit
Biological process (GO): negative regulation of cAMP-dependent protein kinase activity
Cellular component (GO): cytosol; cAMP-dependent protein kinase complex
Molecular function (GO): cAMP binding; cAMP-dependent protein kinase inhibitor activity; protein kinase A catalytic subunit binding
Source: RefSeq, a predicted model, not a curated record
AGAUAAACUGAAUUUGGCAUUUUAUUGGUAAAAUGAGCAAGGAUAAUGUUUUGUGGUACCAAGGAAACCCAUUUCAAAGUAAACAAACUGCAGUGGAAGAAGAUGAUUGGCUAUUUUGUAAAACCCACUGAUCUCAUUGGCUACCAGCAAAGGCUGCCUUGUCUUGAAUGACGUUUACCGCCAAAGCUACACGCAGGCGCAUUGACUGCGUAACUAGGAUCUUUCCGCAAUUGAACUUAGAUCACAACAGCGCUAGCUCGUAAGUGAUAUGAGGGUCAAUGUGUAAAGCUUGAAAACAGAUCGUUGUGUUUGAUGUGGAAGUAUUAUUUCGGGAAAUUUGGAUAUGGAAAUGGAAUUGGAAAUACCCGGUGGUUUGACGGAUUUGCUGCAAGAGUUUACUUACCAAGUUUUGUCAGAGAAGCCUGACGAUAUCGUUGAGUUUGCAGCCAAUUACUUCAUGAAACUUAAAAUAAAAGAGAAGCGCUCAAAGGACGGAACGAAAAAGAAGUCGAGAGGUGUCAGCUUUCAUGCUGAAGAGAACGGUGGUGACAAUUCUGAUGACGAGGACGACGAAGAAGAUAUAGAGCCUCCAAAAAACCGAUAUGCAAGACGCCAGUCUGUUUGUGCCGAACCAUUAAACCCUGAUUCGGACGACGAAGGCGAUGAGAACCCGAUUGUCUAUCCAAAAACUGACGAUCAAAGGAAACGUCUAAAUGAUGCAGUCAGGAAUAUUUUACUCUUCAAGAAUGUAGCUCCUGAGCAACUAAAUGAGGUUCUUGAUGCAAUGUUUGAGCGAAAAGUGCAACCAGGAGAUCAUGUUAUAGACCAGGGAGAUGAUGGUGACAAUUUUUAUGUCAUAGACAAGGGCAUUUUUGACAUUUAUGUGAAAAUUGAGGGCAAUGAUAAACUGGUUGGUGCUUACAAUGGAAAGGGAAGUUUUGGCGAACUUGCAUUGAUGUAUAACACACCAAGAGCGGCAACAAUAGUGGCAACUUCAGAAGGAAUUCUCUGGGCUCUGGACAGAAAUACGUUUAGGAGGAUACUAUUAAAGGCUGCAGCCAAAAAGAGGAAAAUACAUGAAAAGUUACUAGAGCAAGUUCCCAUGCUGAAGGAAGUUACGGACUAUGAGAUCAUGAAUCUAGCGGAUGCACUUCAGUCCAGGACGUUCAAAGAUGGAGAUUGUGUGAUCCAGCAGGGAGAUGAAGCAGACUGUAUGUUCUUCGUAGAGAGCGGAGUAGCAUCUAUCAGGAUACGCAAUCAGGAUGAUCCUACAGAAGAAGUGGAACUGACACAGUGUACAAAAGGGGGUUACUUUGGUGAACUGGCGCUUGUUACCCACAAACCACGUGCUGCGUCGGUGUAUGCAGUAGGAGACCUUGUCACUGCGGUUCUUGACGUGCACGCUUUUGAAAGGCUUCUUGGCCCUUGUAUGGAUAUUAUGAAGAGAAAUAUCGAUGGUUAUGAAGACCAGCUGAAAAAACUUGGCAUCGGGCACACAGAACUACGGUGAAGUGCUUUGAAAAAAAUCAUGAUUUUAAAACUGCUCUAGGAUGGCCUUUUUUUUUGUAACAUCUACCGUUUCUUUACCGCUUCACCUUGUCAACAAUCUGUUUGGAGUUUCCAAGCGGGAAAAUAAUCUUUAUAUCCGAUUUUGUUCUGUUAAGUAUUUAAAAAUGGUUUAAUCUUAGUUAUUGUGUUGAAAAAGAAGAAGAAAUGAAUUGAAUCAUAAUUUAUUGUUUUAUUGAAUCACUUUGUUACAUGUGUUACACGUUUAUUACAAUUCUGGUGACUUGGAAUGUAAAUAAAACACGUUUAUUAAAAAUAGCAGUUUUGAUCGUGUUUCGUACGCACUGGGCUCAGAGAUGUAAUCUUGUGCUUUCUCCUUCCAAGUAACUUUUUCUUGGGAGUGUUUUUGUUGAAAGAUUUUUUUAAAUGAGAAUUUUAACGUUUAAGAGUACAAACUGGGUUCGCGUUUAGUAAAGUGUUUGAGAGCACCUAGUGGGUCGUAGCUCUGAAACGCAACCUGAUAACUAAUUCGGAUCUACAUUUUAGGAGCCGUUGAAUAUGUGUUAAAGAAAAAUUCAUAACAGUGUUAUAGAAACACAUUGUUAAGGUACAAAGUUUAAUAAAAUCUUUAGUAAAACC